Molecule: messenger RNA, 3114 nt
Organism: Linum tenue
Lineage: Eukaryota; Viridiplantae; Streptophyta; Magnoliopsida; Malpighiales; Linaceae
Source: the annotation of a GenBank genome assembly
GCCAAAUUGCCAAUCGACAUUACAUUAUUAAUCCCUUCCUAGAGCUUCUUCAAUCUUCACCACCAAUUCCUUUUUUCCUUUCUUCCCUCCAUUUCUCUCUCCCCGUUUCCAUUUCUGGAGCUGAGUUGGGUUUCCCUCCUCCAUUAGUUUGUAUCAGCAAAUUUAGCCAACCCUGGUGGGAUCGGAAUUAGCAUUUUCCGGUUUCCGGUCUCCUCCCCCUUUUAUAAAAGGCUUCUGCAUCGUUGCCCAUUGAGGGAAUCUAUCUUCUUGGGCGAAAGGAAGAAACGGGCGGAGCUCAUUUCGGUUUUCCAAGGGGAGGAUUUUGGUGAAGAAAGUGAUGAACUGAGAGGUGAAACGAAAGGGGGGAAGAAGAAGAAGAAGAGAGGAGGCUGCAUAGGGAACUUCCUUUUCUUCCUUCCACCACCAAUAAGCUUCGAGGUUCAUCAUCUCCUUCUUCAUCAACCCAAUCCUAUAUUUGUCCUCCUCCACCUUUGGAAAUCGGGUACGCCACCUGUUUGAUUUUAUUCCCCAACGACUACCCAGAUCUGAUUUCUCUCUUGCUGUCCACCUAGUUUGUCCAAAGAACACUUCUUUUGAUUGGGGGAUAUUAAUUAGGUAGAUUAGAUAUGGGCCUCUGUAUCUAGACUUAUCCUUCCACCAUAUCCGAAAGUUCAUCUUGCUUCCUCUUCCAGGUGUCAGGAACCUAUAUCAGAUCUCAGGCUGUCCCACCCACCACCACCACCACUGAGGCAGGCAGACCCCCCUUCCUUCAGAAUUCUUGCUUUCUUUACUUUACUUUUCCUUCUCUUUUUACUGGGUUCAUCAGGUCCAUCCCCCAUUUGUGCUCUCUCUGAAAAUCCAGCCCUCUCUUUGAAUGACAGCUGUGGGAGCUGUCUGUACGAAUCAAGUUUUAUUGUGGUGGUCAUCCUGUUUCGACAAAGAGAAAAGGAACCAUUAACAAGUGUUAAUUAUUCCUUUUCUGUUUUAAAAGUCUGGGAUUCUUGCUUGUUUAAGGUGACAUCUCACCCUUUUUCGUUUUCUUGCUGCUUUGAAAUUUUAUUCUGAUCCGAGGGAUUCCAGGGAGAAUAGAGAAGGCCCACCGGUGGGUUUGGUGGGCUUUCUCAGUGACCAAUCAAACACCUUCGUUUCAUUUUCAAAGAGGGGGGUAUUUUUCCAUUUAUUAUUCUUGUUGUUUGUUUGUUUGUGAAUGAUAGAUCCCACUUUGCUAAUCUUCAGCAUUUUAAAGGUGGGCUGUUGAGAGGUAGAGAGAAGACAAUUGGUUUGGGCUCUCUUUGCUCUGCCAAAAUUUUCCCCUCGCCCAUCUUUUUAUACAUAGCUUUCCCCCACAAUUUGUUCUUCUUUCAUUGAUCUUCCUUCCACUCUUUCCCAUCUAUUUAUCCCAAAAACGGAAAUUUGACUCAUUAUAGAAUUCUCCCAUUUCCUAUCUAAAUGCUACUUUACUUCUUCAUCACUUGUUUCUCCUUUGCCCUGUUUCUUAAAUCGCUCCCUCUCAAGCCUCUGCCUCCAUGGGCAACUGAGAUGAGACUGCUCUCAGUUUUCUUCUGGAAAGACUUGCUUAUGGGUUCAUAUUUUGGGUCUGCAAAGAACAACUUUUUAAGCCUUCUCCACAGCAACAAGAGAAUGGUUCUUCUAUCUGCUUCAAAUGCAAAAACUGAGAAAGCAGCUGGGGAAGAAGAAGUAGACGGACUAGAAUCCAUGCUAGUCUUGGAUUUGCCGGAACUGGCACUUGAAUGCAUACUUGAGAAGCUAUCCCCUGCAGGGCUUUGCAGCAUGGCUGCUGUGUGCUCCUCUUUGAGGGAAAGGUGCACAAGUGAUUACUUUUGGGAAAGGCAUAUGAAGCAGAAAUGGGGCAGGAUAAUUGGUCCUGCUGCUUAUAGAGAGUGGCAAUGGCAUCAAGCUUCGAGAAAGGAUUUGGGAAGCUACAAACCAGGCGAACAAAAGGGGUGGUCAAGGCUUGUUUCUGCAGUUUGGUCUGCUUUCCCUUGGAUCAAAUUGAACGCGGAGAGUCAGAAUGACAGCAAUGAAAAUGGUUGCAAGGAGAGAAGUUGUAGCUUGCCUGUUGAUUCAACCAUGGCAUGGUACCUUGCUCUUGAGAGUGGCAAGUUCUGGUUCCCUGCACAGGUCUACAACAGAGAGAAUGGUCAUGUAGGGUUCAUGUUGUCAUGCUAUGAUGCUGAUCUUAGCUAUGAUCCUCGUACUGAUACCUUCCAGGCCAGAUAUCCACCACAUGGAAGGAGGCCAGUUGCAAUAGAGACCGGUGUCCACUGGGAAAGGCUAAGAGCACCUCCAGUUGAUACUUCUCCUCAUGAUCUCCAUGCCUCUGAUUGCUUACAUGAUUUGAGCCCUGGUCAUCAUAUUGAGAUUCAGUGGAGAAGGAACAAGGAAUUCCCUUAUGGUUGGUGGUAUGGAGUGGUUGGUCACCUGGAAGCAUGUGACGGGAACGAGCAUUAUUGCCGGUGCCAUAAUAGCGAGACCGUAGUGUUGGAGUUCCAUCAGUAUGCUCCAGGAUCACGGUGGAGGCGAACAACGGUGAACAGAAAGGACCAUCGAGAGGAAGGGAAUGAGGCGGAUGGGUUCUACGGCGGUGUCAGAAAGCUUAGCAAAGAUGACGAAAUCUCAAGGUGGAAACGGCUUUGGCCUUCCGAAGUCCUGGAAUGAAAAAGGGUAGCUCCAAAGUUCUAAGCUUUGCCGCCUUCUGGUACACAUACAAGUUCAACUACUCAAAUUGUUGUUGUGACUUCAGUCCAUAGAAAGAAAAGAAAGAAAGAAGAACCAAGAUGUGUAUAUGGAAAAUUUUCGAGCAGUAUUGAAACCAUUUCAAGAACCCCCUACAUUUUGUUGUAAACUCUGCCAUGAUUGCAGAGAACUAUAAGGUGUAGGCUCUUGGCAUUAUUUCCCCCCUUUGUUUUUCCUUUUUGGGACUUCUCUUUCCCAGGUGAAGGGAUGGCUGCUGCCACGGUAAAUGUAAGAUGUCAUCUCAUUCAUAGAGAUCUCUUUUGUACAAUAUGCCCCCCAGAUGAUGAUUAUAACAUGAACAAUUUUCAGCUUUCACUUAGAAGACAAAUGUUCAGUCUCGUUCCUAGCUAUUCAAUU